AUGGGCGAGAAAUGGACUGAUGAUGAAAAAAUCGAAAUGCUGCUUCACUCAAUAAAAGCUAAUACUGCAUGUGGAAAUGUCAGAAAAUCCUUCAACCUCUGUAGAGCUUCCCCAUUUGGCAAAACAAUUGAUCCAGGACUUUGCAGAUUUCAAGCACAAACUUUAAUUGACUGUUUCGAAGAAAUCAGAAAAAUCCCUCCUUCAUGCCAAGAAGAAUACAGCCAAGCUUUCCAAUGUGUGAAAACUGCACAAAGCGAGUUCAUUAGACUAACUACUUGUAAUAAAGAAGUAGAAGCCUAUGAAUUGUGCCCACACCCCGCACAAGAGAAUUUUAGGUUUUUUGAUCAAGCAUUUAAACGAGGAGAAUAA
Messenger RNA from Blepharisma stoltei, 369 nucleotides. Lineage: Eukaryota; Ciliophora; Heterotrichea; Heterotrichida; Blepharismidae. The record is from the annotation of a GenBank genome assembly.